AGUAUCUGCUUAGCCCUCGCCCUGCUCGGCUCGAAAAUUGCGGCUUUGCAGGUCACGCCAAACUCGCCUUGCUCUUCCUUUUGUGUCGAUUCUAAAGGCUUGGAUAUUUCGGACCCUAAUUCAUCAAACACUGCCAAUGAUGACAUCACAUGUUACGACAAGGAGUUUUCCUCCACGUUGGCUGGACAGAAGUUCCAGAGAUGUAUGAGCUGUCUACAGGACAGUUCCUUUAUCCAAGGCUCAGAAAGUGAUCAAUCUUGGUUCUUAUACAACUUGAGAUAUACCUUUGACUACUGCGUCUUUGGAUUUCCCAAUGCAACCAACGUAGCCUCAACACCAUGCUCGACCUCAACAGCCUGCGGCGGAUUAGAGGAAGCCUUAACAGGCGACAAUCUUGAUGUGACAGGUUUGCAGGCGUACGGAUACUGCAGCGCGGACGGCGGCGCAAUGACGGACACAACUAUUUCCAAGUGCAAGGCCUGCAUAGCUGCUUCCGAUGGUCAAGACUAUAUGGCCAACUUUAUGGUCGCUCUUGAGGCAGGAUGCCAGCAGCAGCCCACAAACGGCACACUGAUUGGGCUCAAUGACACCGUUUUCUCGACAUCACUGGUCAGUAUAGUCGAUCCUGCAGCUUCAUCAGCAGAAUCCAGCGCUCAUAAGGCAUUGCCGACUACAACUGUUGUCGGAAUCGCAAUUGCUGCUGUUGUCGUUAUUUUGGCGAUUGCUGGGUUCUUCUUCGUACGUCACAGGAAACAACGUAACCGUCGGGUCCGCCUCGGAGGAUCUCCCAAGACGCGCCCUCCCAAGCGAAGCAAUCAUCGUCCAGUCUCUUCGCUAUCUUUCCGCUGUCAGGCGCCCCUGUCGCCUCGUUCGCCGAAUUUAUUUUCUGGUCCAACUGAGAGGCCCAUACCAGAGGAGAAGCAAUUCACUUCCCCCACGAUCGCAUUUACACCAAACAGGGCGACAUCCGAACCAACCAUCACAAAGUUUUCUCAGUGGGACUCGAGGCCGGGUUUCAAGUUGGAGCGUAGUGCUCGCGGCAACGGUCCCAGCUUGCCACUCUAUAAUAUAUCAACUGCUGCACCAACUAUUCCCACCAACGUCUACCAUUCGACGUCGCCCAAAUCUAGGAACUUCUCGCCGAUCGACGAUAUGACAACACCGGCGAGUACGACCAGUAACAAGAGCACUGCGCAUCUCCUACCUCUAAAACCAUACAAUCCGGCUGAAUAUGGUGCCUCCGUGCCACAAAUGGGCACAGUCCCUGAAGCAUCUUAUGCAAGCCCAACCUCAGCUUCAACGUCGAGCCCACUAAUCAGCCGCGCCUGGGACCAGAAGAAACCAGCUUGGGACACUCCGCUACCACCCAGGCCUUCAAGUCGGCCGGCCAUCAGUGUUCUAAGUAUACUGGGUGGAAAUAAGGGGAAGAGGUCAAGCAGUAAUACAGGGAGCCCUGUUGAGACGAAAGAGAUCAGCGUUAUGUUCCAGGGACCGCCUUCGCCA
Molecule: messenger RNA, 1503 nt
Organism: Truncatella angustata
Lineage: Eukaryota; Fungi; Ascomycota; Sordariomycetes; Amphisphaeriales; Sporocadaceae
Exons: 2
Source: RefSeq, a predicted model, not a curated record